Molecule: messenger RNA, 2329 nt
Organism: Lacerta agilis (Sand lizard)
Lineage: Eukaryota; Metazoa; Chordata; Lepidosauria; Squamata; Lacertidae
Product: 1-acylglycerol-3-phosphate O-acyltransferase Pnpla3-like
Exons: 9
Coding region: 1-1854 (617 amino acids)
Biological process (GO): triglyceride catabolic process; positive regulation of triglyceride catabolic process; lipid homeostasis
Cellular component (GO): membrane; lipid droplet; cytoplasm
Molecular function (GO): triacylglycerol lipase activity
Source: RefSeq, a predicted model, not a curated record
AUGGAGAGACCUCAGCCGACCCUACGCACCGUUGGAAGAUCUCCAAGACCCACAAACUUAAGAGAGCGAGCGAGCGAGGAAGCAAAGCAGGACAGGAGGCCCCGCCCCCCGGCCUCCCUCCGCCCCGCUCCCUCUUUUGCAUAUCUCCUCCGAUUGGCUGGCGCCCCUCGGGCCACGUUCGUCGCGGCGCUCCCUCUGCCGCCGGCCUUCUUUAUUAAUGAAGCGGCCCGAACUGCCGCUGCCGCUUCUCUUGCGCCUCUGCGCGUGCGCGGCUCCUCGCCCGCCGCCUCAGCCGGGGUCGGGACCGGAGUCGGGAAGGCGGCCGGGAUGCCGGGGGGCGGCGGCGGCGGCGGCGAGGGCGGCUGGAGCGUGUCGUUCGCCGGCUGCGGGUUCCUGGGCGUCUACCACGUCGGCGCCGCCAGCUGCCUCCAGGAGAGAGCCCCGCACCUCAUCCGCGACGCCCGCCAGGUGUGCGGGGCCUCCGCCGGAGCCCUGACGGGAGCCGUCCUCGUCGGAGGCGGGUCACUGGUGGAAGCUUGUGCAGAUGUUCUGGGUCUAGCCAGAGAAGCAAGAAAGCGAAAUCUUGGCCCUCUUCAUCCUUCCUUUAAUGUGAUGAAGAUUAUAAGGGAUGGACUUUGCAAAAAUCUUCCCGAAAACGCUCAUCAGUUGAUAUCAGGGAAACUUUCCAUUUCGCUUACCAGAGUGUCUGAUGGCAAAAAUGUGUUGGUAUCCAACUUUAAUUCCAAAGAAGAAGUCAUACAGGCUUUGCUUUGUAGUUCAUUUGUGCCUAUAUAUUGUGGCCUCAUCCCACCUUCAUUUAGAGGGGUGCGCUACGUCGAUGGUGGAAUAAGUGACAACUUACCGCAGUAUGACUCCAAAAACACCAUCACAAUUUCACCUUUUGCUGGGGAGUGUGACAUUUGUCCCAAGGGCAAUUCUGCAAACUUCCAUGAAAUGAAUCUCACCAACACCAGCAUUCAGUUUAGCCUAGGGAACAUCUACCGUUUAACUCAAGCACUUUUUCCUCCAGAACCCAAGGUGCUAGGAGAGAUCUGUGAACAAGGCUAUUCGGAUGCUCUUAGAUUUUUGAAAGAAAAUGGUAUACUGUAUGAUUCAGUUUUAGUUGACUUGGCCUUAACAAAGGAAAACCAUCAGGAAUGUGUUCAGACCCCAGAUUAUGCUGAUAAAAAAACAGUUGCAGCAAAUGAAGCCAAAAAAGAGAUGCAAGAUGAAGAAAUGCUUAUUGAUCAGCUGCAAUUAGCUGCUUGGCCAUUGGAUGGAACCAUUUUUGAGAAUCUACCUCCUAGACUCCGUAAAGCAUUGCAGGAGGCUUGUAAAGAGAAAUGUGGACUCUAUGCUCAGCUUUCUAAAUUUCUACCAAUGCGACUGAUGUCCUAUGUGAUGCUGCCGUAUACUCUGCCAGUUGAGUCAGCAUAUUUUGUGGCCUUAAGAUUAGUAGACUGGUUUCCUGAUAUCCCUGAUGAUGUGCGAUGGAUGCAAGGUCAGCUCUGUCAAGUUGUGGGCACAGUAUAUUCCAAAGCAAGAAAAAGAUUACUGAGUAUUCCCAGUAAGGAAAACAGUGCAUUGCUUAGAAAGUGUCAGACUGCCCCCCUGAACACAAGUCUUCACUCUUCUUACUGCCCUCCUAAAAUGCCUCGUUCUUCUACACACCUCGAAGAGUGGCUUUUGGAUCUUCCAUACUGUGAGGACUUGGUUAAGAAAGAAGUUGCAGUGGGUAUAAAUGAAAGCUUUGACUCCAUGCCUCCCUUUUUUAUGAACUCUGAAGAAUCGGGAGUGGAAGUGGAUUUUGACUCCUCCUCUGAGAAGAGUUUCCAGACUGCCUCCGAGGACUAGCUUAAGAACUGUGGCAUAGACAAAGAAAUCUCAGUCUCGGAGGCAUCAGUUUAUCUAGCAGAUUGCCAAACAGUCUUUUGGAAGACUGGCUUACACUAGAUGACAAAAUGCCUUUGAGGAAUCUUUUGUGGAAAGAGAAAUGUGCUGUUCUGGUCCGGCUUCCUGAUAAUGACUAAAGGGUUAAGAAGACCCUAGUUAGUGCAAUAGAACAUGGUUUACCCAAACAAGAUUUUCAGCAGGAAAAAAGUGAUUCAUGUCUUCUGAUUUCUAUUGGGACAAAGCAUUUUUAGCAAAACCACUUCAUUUUAAAGUAUUUAACUUUUAUAAUAGUCUUUUUCUUGUUUGUCUUCAUAUGUGGUGUUAGCACUUGAGCAAAAUCAAACAGUGUGUAUUCAGAUGACUAUGGCAUAUAGGAAUUUUUGGGAAGGACUCUGAAGUUUUACUUGCCUUAUAUCUAUAUUUAUGAUACUUGUGG